Molecule: messenger RNA, 2050 nt
Organism: Hypanus sabinus (Atlantic stingray)
Lineage: Eukaryota; Metazoa; Chordata; Chondrichthyes; Myliobatiformes; Dasyatidae
Product: gastrula zinc finger protein xLCGF3.1-like
Exons: 3
Coding region: 1155-1916 (253 amino acids)
Biological process (GO): regulation of transcription by RNA polymerase II
Molecular function (GO): RNA polymerase II cis-regulatory region sequence-specific DNA binding; DNA-binding transcription factor activity
Source: RefSeq, a predicted model, not a curated record
CUGCCGCUGUUGGCGGUUCUCCGAUUCGAGCAGGGGUGAGCAGGAAUGAUCCCGGUGUUGUGUAACUCGGGGGCCGCUUGCAUUGUGAAAGGGCCGGGCCCGAGCUCUGCUGGACGGCUGGAGCAGGGGUGCAGUGUUAGACCUGCAGUGAGAGAUUUAUUGGAAGAAAAACCACAACUGAAGACGAGGGAACAGCAACAAGUGAACCAGCCCUAGGACUGAGAGCAUCAACUGGAGAGAACCCUUCUGACUCGGAGAUUCCAGUGAUUCAGUCCGGAGAAAGUUUGCUGUGCGGACCAACCAUUCAUCUGGGCAGGAAACGUUUACAUGGCUUCAAAACAGUGGCACUUUACAUUGACAGUAGAUAAAAGAAAAUCCCAGCUGCACGUCAACAAAGGGUAUUUGUGUGAGAGUGUUCAGUUACUUUGCGGACAGGCACUCUUGCAGCUCAGUGGGAACAGAGAAUAAUACCAAUGGAGAGAGUCAAACUGAGCCAGGUCACAGAUUGGUGACGGCAGAAAUGCCCCAUUCUUAUAGAGACAGGAAGAUCAUCAGAGAGUUUGAUGGUCAUUCCAGAUAGCUACACAGUGCCCAGUUAGAAGAUGAUUUCUCUCUCCAACUUGGGUUGAACCUCACUGUAACAGUGUGAUGCCAGAUCACACCUUGACAACUCAAGUAAUCUUGUCUGAAAUAUUGUCCUUCACCCAUUGAUGUACUAUAAAUCUUUUUCAGGUUAAAAACGCCAAGGAUAUUAUCUACGGGGAGGUCGAACACAACACGCUGUUUUUUUGUCUAUGUCCAGAUAUUUAAGAAGUGGAACAAGGGAUUCACUCGAUCAUCAUUCCUACUCAGACUGUGGGGAGUGAUUCACUCGAUCAUCAUUCCUAUUCGGACUGUGGGGAGUGAUUCAUCGAUCAUCUGACUGACUGGCAUGCUGUCAAUUUACACGGAGGGAAUCCAUUUAUCUGCUCAGACUGUGGGAAUGGAUUCAGUCGGUCAUUUCAACUGAAGGUACAUCAGCUGGAUCACCAUGGGCAAGGCCAUUCACCUGUUCUGUGGGUGAGAAUGGAUUGAGAUGGUCUUCCUGCCUGUUGGAUACACCAGUCAGUGCACAUUGAAUUUGCGGGGAAUGAUUCAGUCAGUCAUCUGAUCUAAUGGCUCACCAGCGAGUUCACACUGGGGAGCGGCCGUUCACCUGCUCGGACUGUGGGAAGGGAUUCACGUUGUCAGCUCACCUACUGAGACAUCAGUCAGUUCACACUGGUGAGAGGCCGUUCUCCUGCAGGAAAACAUUCAUUUCGUCAUCUGAACUGAAGGAACAUCAGCGAGUUCACACUGGGGAGAAGCCGUUCAUCUGCUCAGACUGUGGGAAAGGAUUCAGUUCAUCAUCUAACCUUAAAGUGCAUCAGCGAGUUCACACUGGGGAGCAACCGUUCACCUGCUCAGACUGUGGGAAAGAAUGCACUUCAUCAUUCCAACUUAAGAUACAUCAGCGAGUUCACACUGGGGAGAGGCCGUUCACCUGCUCAGAAUGUGGGAAAAGAUUCACUUCGUCAUCUCAACUUAAGGUACAUCAGCGUGUUCACACUGGGGAGAGGCCGUUCACAUGCUCAGACUGUGGGAAAGGAUUCACUCAGUCAUCCCACCUACAAGCACAUCAGCAAGUUCACACUGGGGAGAGGUCAUUCACCUGCUUAGACUGUGGGAAGGCGUUCACACGGUUUGCUACCCUACAAGCACACCGGUCAGUUCACACUGGGGAGAAGGCAUUCACCUGCUCAGACUGUGGGAAAGGAUUCACUCAGUCAUCCCACCUGCGAGCACACUACUCAGUUCACACCAGGGAGACUCUGGACACCUGCUCGGACUUUGGGAAGAGAUUCUCUCAGCCAAAUCAAGCAAAUGUGCAUCAUUGAGUUCACACAGGAGAGACCAUUCACUGGAUGUGUGUCCCUCACUGUUGCUGAAUGCAACUUCGAGAGUGACUGUCGGUGCUGAACUCUGCAAUUAUUGCUGCUGCUCACCACACCCAGUUCUGCACCCUGGUCAC